AUGCCUUAUGGCUUUAACAAAACACGAAAAAGCAUUGUGCCAUCAAAAUAUUGCCUGGUUUACAACAUUUGCAUUGAUACGUUCAUAAUUAGCUUAGCCCUGUACGCUCAUUUCAAAAGCCAGCUCAUUGAUUUGGACAACCUGAAAUAUGGCACAAUUAUGGAACAGCUUGGCCAAUUUACACUCAUGGUCAAUAUAAAUGCACUGCUAGCAACUAUGUGGACCAAUUGGAGUGAGUACAAGAGCGUGUUGGGAAUAUUCAACGAAUUCAUGGCAUUCGACAGCAUGUACUUCGCAAGGCAUAGCUAUUUAGCGAAGCAUUGCACUUCCUACGACAACUAUAUCAUCAUGAAGGGAUUGAUAAUGCUGCUGAAAAACGCACCAUCCAUUUUAAGAAUAAUUCGUCUGUAUAACAAAUUCAGUUUAUUCACAUUUUCGAUUACUCUACUACCAUUGCUUAUGGAGAAUAUCGUCUUGCUAGUAGUGCUUCACUUUUAUACUUUCAUCAUAGUGACUUACCGGUAUAUUUGGAUAUUGCAACAGCGCCUUAAGUUCAUGGCCAAGAGCAUACACAACUCAAAUAUUGACGCUAUGGAGCAUGAAAUCAAUGAAAUUAUUGGUGUUUACAUACGUAUACAGCGGGUGUGUCAGCAAUUUGGUAGAAUAUAUGGCAAGCAACUGCUGCUCAGCAUCACUGGCAUUGCUGGUCACAACAUAUUAACUCUAUUUAUAGUGGUCUUCAUUUGGAAUUACAUAAUAAUUUCCUGGGGCCUCGUCUUAGCUUUUUUCGUAGUAACAAUAAAUACAAUCGAUUUUUGGCUGGUCAUCGCUGCUUGUGAAUUAAUGGUGCAAACUACGCGUGAAAUGGCGCAAUUGCUGAGAUGCUUUAAUAAUUGUACGCAAUUAAAAGUGGAAUUUGAGCGAGAACUGGAAAUUUUUGCAUUGGUUUGCGCUACCAACUCCCCAAAUUUUCGCUUAUGUGGUUUGGUAGAUUUGGAUUAUUCAACUGGUGUAAAAAUUGUGUUGACCAUGAUUUUAUAUAUAAUCUAUUUGGUGCAAUUAUAUUAUAUUACCGACGCUGCUGAAGUUGCAUGCAAUUUGCGUGUCGAAUACACAUUUUUGCUGAACGUGAAAUGCCACAAGCUGCUGCGCGAAGUAGACAGCGAGGAAGUGGAAUCAAAUUUGCUGCACGAUUAG
Molecule: messenger RNA, 1197 nt
Organism: Anastrepha obliqua
Lineage: Eukaryota; Metazoa; Arthropoda; Insecta; Diptera; Tephritidae
Product: putative gustatory receptor 22a
Exons: 3
Coding region: 1-1197 (398 amino acids)
Biological process (GO): sensory perception of taste
Cellular component (GO): membrane
Source: RefSeq, a predicted model, not a curated record